AUGCUCGAGUGGGUCGUCGUUCGUUUAAGGCCAAAGACCAAAAACAUUGUCUAUAUUCGUGAAGAAGCAGAUGUUGUGACAAUCGACUACGCGAGAGAAUCUAAUGGGAACGAGCAACUGAUGACACUCAUUCGUCUGACACAAGCCCAAAUUGAUAAGCUUCGUGAACGCCGUCUUGCGAGGAAUAUGUACGUCUCUCCACGAUGUAGCGCUUCGAUGAAAUUGGAAGCUCGUGACAAAAAGCCCAAUACCUGUUGGCAUUGCUUAAGCUGGUCUAUCAACAGUGAGUUUGAAGAUGUGUGUGGGCUUGUUGAGGAGUACGGGUAUGAUAUCAUACCAAUAGCUGAUAGAAUCUUAAUGGUAACGCUCUGGCAUCAAGUCCAAUCACGGGUUAAAGGAUUGGUCCUUAUUCACAAUUCAGAACACUCCGCCCAGCCGGUACCUCUCCCGUAG
Molecule: messenger RNA, 453 nt
Organism: Mucor mucedo
Lineage: Eukaryota; Fungi; Mucoromycota; Mucoromycetes; Mucorales; Mucoraceae
Exons: 3
Coding region: 1-453 (150 amino acids)
Source: RefSeq, a predicted model, not a curated record